AAAGAAUUUCAAUCAUUUGUAGGACUUGAUGCAACAGGUAUUUUAGACAAAGAAACAUUGAAUUUAAUGAGCAUGCCAAGAUGUGGAAUUAAAGAUAAAAUUAUUUCAACAUCAACUGAUCAAAAUAAUGUUAAACGUUAUGUUAUUCAAGGUACAAAAUGGUACAAGUAUCAAUUAACAUAUCGUAUAUUAAAAUAUCCAUCAAGAUCUGUGCUUGAUAAAAAAACAAUUGACAAAGAAAUAGCUCGUGCAUUUAAUGUUUGGUCUGAUUAUACUGAUUUAACAUUUACACCAAAACCAACUGGUCCAGUUGAUAUUGAAAUUAAAUUUGUACGUGGUGAUCAUGGUGAUUAUGAUAAUUUUGAUGGACCAAGUGGUGUUUUAGCACAUGCAUUUUUUCCAGCACAUGGUGGUGAUAUACAUUUUGAUGAUGAUGAAUACUGGACAGCAAAUGAUUACAAUGGAAUUAAUUUAUUUCAAACAGCCGCACAUGAAAUUGGUCAUGCACUUGGUCUUUCUCAUAGUAAUGGAAAAGCUCUUAUGGCACCACUUUAUCGACAAUAUGAUCCAAAUUUUAUGCUACAUUAUGAUGAUAUACGAGGAAUUCAAGCAUUGUAUGGACCUAAAACAUCAAAACCAUUAACAACUACUAUUCCACCACCAAGACCAACACCAACAACACGUGAUUAUUAUUGGAAAAUGAUUGAUGGCAAACCAAUAAGUGAACCACCACAAUUAAUAAGCUCAUAUUGGCAAGGUUUACCUGGUAAUAUUGAUGCCGCAUUUUCACUCUACGAUAGAUAUACAUUUUUCUUCAAGGGAACAAAAUUUUGGAGAUAUCUUGAUGAUAAAGUUGAUGGAAAUUAUUUUCCAAGAGAAAUUAGUCAAGAUUUUCCAGGUGUACCAAAUGAUAUUGAUGCUGCAACAAUUUCAUCUAAAAAUGGAAUUAUUUAUUUUUUUAAAGGAGCCCAUUUUUGGAAAUUUUAUUAUCGCAGUAUUAGAUUGAUAAAAAUUUCAGCUCCAAUUCCCAUUGGAUUACUUUAUGGAGCACCAGAUAAUGGUAUCGAUGCUAUUUUCUCAUCAAAUGAAUCAACCUAUUAUUUCAAGGACAAUAUGUACUACGUAACAAACACCCAAACAAUGAGUACAGUUAGUGGACCAAUAAAUGUCUACUUAUUUUCUUGUCCAGUUUUCAGUUUUUAA
This is a messenger RNA of Aphidius gifuensis, 1203 nucleotides long. RefSeq names its product matrix metalloproteinase-19-like. The transcript has 8 exons. Gene Ontology annotation, biological process: collagen catabolic process; proteolysis; extracellular matrix organization. Gene Ontology annotation, cellular component: extracellular matrix. Gene Ontology annotation, molecular function: zinc ion binding; metalloendopeptidase activity. The record is from RefSeq and is a predicted model, not a curated record. Bases 67 to 1203 code for a protein of 378 amino acids. Lineage: Eukaryota; Metazoa; Arthropoda; Insecta; Hymenoptera; Braconidae.